Molecule: messenger RNA, 2412 nt
Organism: Cotesia congregata
Lineage: Eukaryota; Metazoa; Arthropoda; Insecta; Hymenoptera; Braconidae
Source: the annotation of a GenBank genome assembly
AUGAAUGCUUCAGAACAUGGAUUUAACCCGGCAUUUAAUAUGGCUUCCAUAAAACAGGCGUUUAAUGAAGCUGUUGAAAGAGUAUCAACAGUGAGAAUGCCAGCACCAACGAGAUUACGGGAUUUAAUCAGACAAAUAAGGGCUGCUCGUACAGCUGCUGAAGAACGCACGGUGGUUAAUAAGGAGUGUGCAUACAUAAGAUCAACAUUUCGUGAAGAAGACAGUGUUUGGAGAUGUAGAAAUAUUGCAAAACUUCUUUACAUCCAUAUGUUAGGUUAUCCUGCUCAUUUUGGUCAACUAGAAUGUCUCAAACUUAUUGCAUCGACGAGAUUUACCGAUAAACGUAUUGGUUACUUGGGUGCAAUGUUGCUACUUGAUGAAAGACAAGAUGUCCAUCUUCUUAUUACCAAUUGUCUAAAAAACGACUUAAAUAGCACAACGCAGUUUGUUAUUGGUUUAGCUCUAUGUACAUUGGGCGCUAUUGCAUCACCUGGUAUGGCACGAGAUCUUGCCGCUGAAGUUGAACGAUUAAUGAAAUCACCAAAUGCAUAUAUUAGAAAAAAAGCUGCACUAUGCGCAUUUAGAAUAAUUCGACGCGUUCCAGAGCUAAUGGAGAUGUUUUUACCAGCAACAAGAAGUUUAUUGACGGAAAAAAAUCAUGGAGUUCUUAUUACCGGAGUUACUCUUAUCACAGAAAUGUGUGAGAACAGCAUUGAUACGUUGAAUCAUUUUAAAAAGAUUGUUCCGAAUCUUGUGAGAAUUCUCAAGAACCUAAUCCUCGCGGGAUACUCGCCAGAGCAUGAUGUUUCCGGUGUGUCAGAUCCUUUCCUUCAAGUUAAAAUUCUUCGAUUAUUGCGAAUCCUUGGUCAUAAUGAUGUCGAAACUUCAGAAGCUAUGAAUGAUAUAUUAGCUCAAGUAGCUACUAAUACAGAAACAAGUAAAAAUGUCGGUAAUACAAUAUUAUACGAAACAGUGUUAUCUAUUAUGGAUAUUAAAUCAGAGAGUGGAUUGAGAGUAUUAGCAGUCAACAUACUUGGAAGAUUUCUACUCAACAACGACAAGAACAUCCGUUAUGUUGCUUUGAAUACUCUUCUUAAAACAGUUUAUGUUGAUACAAGUGCAGUGCAAAGGCACCGGUCAACAAUUCUUGAGUGUCUUAAAGAUCCUGAUGUGUCAAUAAGAAGGCGUGCUAUGGAAUUGAGUUUUGCUCUGGUGAAUACAAGUAAUAUUAAAAAUAUGAUGAAAGAACUUCUUCUGUUUCUUGAACGUGCUGAUCCUGAAUUUAAAGCUCAAUGUAGCAGUAAUAUUGUUAUGUCUGCUGAGCGAUAUGCUCCGAAUAAACGUUGGCAUCUUGAAACAUUGUUCAAAGUACUUGUGGCUGCUGGUAAUUAUGUAAGAGACGAUGUCGUCGCCUGCACAAUUCAACUAAUCUCAGAAACUCAAACGCAACAGGCUUAUGCAGUAAAUGCUCUUUGGCAUGCACUUGAGAAAGACACUUUUGAUAAACAACCGUUGGCUCAAGUUGCUACAUGUAGACCUCCUCGAUUUUACAGAAAAAUCCGUCAGAUAAUUGAUACAUUCGGCAGCAAUCUUCAUAUCGAACUACAACAACGAGGUAUUGAAUUUUCACAACUUUUCCGCAAGUAUGAUCAUCUGAGACCAGCAUUACUGGAACGAAUGCCACCUAUGGAAACAGCUAAACCUCAAGCAAAUGGGAUUAUCGGUAUAGCUAAUGGAGAUCAAGAGGUGGAAGAAGAGAAACCACCCGUUGAACAAGUUUCAGCAAGCACUGAUUCAAGUGCUCUUUUGGAUCUUCUUGGAUCAUCAGACUUGGGCAUACCGUCUAUUUCUUCUCCAACUACCACAGCAUUACCAGCAAUCACUCCGGUUACCAACAACAAUCUUUUGGAUCUUCUUGGUGGUCUUGAUCUAAGCACUACACCUGCUUCUCCUGCAUCAGUAAUCGGUCAAAUUCAAUCACCAUCACAAUCACAAUCUUUCGGCCCUUCAACAAACUUUAUGGUUGAUGGACUUCUCAAUUCGACUGCUCAAAAUGACGCUCAAACGAUGGUUAUUUUUGAUAACAAUGGCUUAAAGAUCACAUUUACAGUUGAGCGUCCUGACGAUUUGCCUGAUCUACUUGUUAUCAGUAUGACUGCUGUAAAUUCUAAUAUAAUACCACUUACAGACUUUGUAUUUUCAGCAGCAGUUCCUAGGGCAUUCCAGUUGCAAAUGCUUUCACCGUCUGGUACAGUGAUCGCACCUUCUGGACAAGUCACUCAAGUCCUUAAAGUAUCGAGUCUAAAUAAUGGAGUUUUACGAAUGCGCUUACGGAUUUCUUAUACCGGACCAUCGGGUCCAGUAUUAGAGCAAACAGAAGUAAAUAAUUUUCCGUUGAUGGGAGUUCAGUGA